AUGGCUGAUAAUUACUCUUCACAAGCUCCUUCAAUACACUUGUGUUUCUUCUUUCUUGUUCUCUUCACGUUUGUAAGUAUUACAUGGUACAUCAACUAUGAGUCUAUAUUUGAAGGCAUUAUGGAUCAGAUGAAGCUUGUUCUCAUGGUAUCACCUUUGGUGCUGCUGCUAGUUGUGCACUUGCUUUCAAGCUUGGAGAAAUCUCUCUUCUUUCUUCCUUUGCCUGAUCAAGAAUCCUUUCACAAAGCUGGUGGAACACCUUGGGGAGUUGGCUUGCUCCUUGUGCUUCUUCUUUUCAUGAUUUCCUACCAGUCUGAUUUUCGCGAACGAUGGUUUCCUCUUUUAGCUUGA
Molecule: messenger RNA, 351 nt
Organism: Lycium ferocissimum
Lineage: Eukaryota; Viridiplantae; Streptophyta; Magnoliopsida; Solanales; Solanaceae
Exons: 1
Coding region: 1-351 (116 amino acids)
Source: RefSeq, a predicted model, not a curated record